CCACAGUCUUCUUGUUUGGCUCGAACACAUAGACAAAUCAGGUUCUUCUCCAUCCAUCAGGAAAGAGGAGCAUGAAGAAGAAGAUAGUGAUCAAAGUGCAGAUGAAGUGCGACAAGUGCCGCGUCAAAGCCAUGCAGGUUGUUGCUGCAGCAGGCGCUGAUUCAGUUGCGGUGGAAGGGGAGGAGAAGGAUCAACUGGUGGUGGUGGGAGAUUGCGUGGAUCCUGCAAACUUAACAACCACCCUGAGGAAGAAAGUAGGCCAUGCAUGCAUAGUCAAGGUGGAGGAAGCGAAGGAGGAGGAAGCGAAGAAGGAAUCAGUGGCGUGGUGCUGCCCCGGUUACCCUCUACGUGAUAAGGUGGAGGCAGCGAAAGAAUCUGCGAGGUGGUGCUACCCUCCAUGUCAAAAUGUGGUGAUGUAUGAUCAUGAAAUCUAUGCCUCCGACCCUGGUGCUUGUUCCAUCUUGUAA
Messenger RNA from Musa acuminata subsp. malaccensis (wild Malaysian banana), 467 nucleotides. Its product is annotated as heavy metal-associated isoprenylated plant protein 47-like. NCBI's taxonomy places the organism in Eukaryota, Viridiplantae, Streptophyta, Magnoliopsida, Zingiberales, Musaceae. The record is from RefSeq and is a predicted model, not a curated record.